Molecule: messenger RNA, 1674 nt
Organism: Morus notabilis
Lineage: Eukaryota; Viridiplantae; Streptophyta; Magnoliopsida; Rosales; Moraceae
Product: 2-succinylbenzoate--CoA ligase, chloroplastic/peroxisomal
Exons: 10
Coding region: 1-1674 (557 amino acids)
Biological process (GO): fatty acid metabolic process
Molecular function (GO): medium-chain fatty acid-CoA ligase activity
Source: RefSeq, a predicted model, not a curated record
AUGGCUAAUUACUCUCAGCCCCACAUUUGCCACUGCCUCAGCCGCAUAGCCACUCUCCGGCGAAAUUCUCCCGUCACCAUCACCGGCGACCGGCAUAGGACAGGCCCGGAGUUGGUGGACGGCGUGUUGCGCCUUGCUAGUGGUCUGCUCAGCCUCGGCAUCAGCUCCGGCGACGUCGUUGCCGUCGCCGCCUUGAACAGUGACUUGUAUUUGGAAUGGUUACUUGCAAUAGCAUUUGUGGGAGGGAUAGUUGCUCCUUUGAAUUACCGAUGGAGCUUUGAAGAGGCUCUUUUUGCAGUGGAGGCAGUGAGGCCAGUGAUGUUAGUGACAGAUGAGAGCUGUAACACUUGGUCUUCGCAGCUCCAAAAUUUUCAUUUACCUUUUCUGAGGUGGCAUGUUUCCUUGGAUUCCUCCGCCUCAGAUUUCUUAAGGAAUUCAUUAACUAUUGAAACGAUUAAGAAGCAUUCCUUGAAUGAUUUUUCAUUGGAUUACUCAUGGGCACCUGAGGGUGCCGUUCUUAUAUGCUUCACUUCAGGAACCACAGGAAGGCCAAAGGGAGUCGCCAUUACUCAUUCAGCUCUGAUCAUACAGUCCCUUGCUAAAAUUGCCAUCGUUGGUUACAGUGAGGAUGAUGUAUAUUUGCAUACAGCUCCAUUGUGCCAUAUUGGUGGUUUGUCAUCAGCCAUUUCCAUGCUAUUGGUUGGAGCUUGUCAUGUUUUGAUGCCAAAGUUCGAGGCAAAAUCUGCCCUUGAGGUCGUACAGCAAUAUAGUGUCACUUCUCUAAUCACUGUUCCUGCAAUGAUGGCCGAUUUGAUUUCCACGGCAAGGGGAAAGACAACUUGGAAGCAGAUAGAGAGUGUCAAGAAGAUACUAAAUGGAGGAGGAGGACUAUCCGUUGAACUAACCAAAGAAGCUACAAAAUUAUUUCCAAGAGCUAAGCUUCUCUCAGCAUAUGGAAUGACGGAGGCAUGCUCUUCACUGACCUUCAUGACCCUGUAUGAUCCAACACUAGGAUCAAGUGUAGAUAAAAGAAACUCCAUUUUGGUUCACCAACCACGAGGCAUCUGUGUCGGAAAGCCUGCUCCACAUGUAGAAUUGAAGAUCUGUUUUGACGACUCUUCCUGCGUUGGGAGAAUUUUAACCAGAGGCUCACAUGUAAUGCUUGGAUAUUGGGAGCAAAAUCCCUUGAAAAAGGCAUCAAACUCCAUAAACCAGAAUUGGCUUGACACUGGCGACAUUGGAUAUAUUGAUGAACGUGGUAAUCUGUGGCUUAUUGGAAGAACAAAGGGUCGGAUCAAAAGCGGAGGAGAGAAUGUUUACCCCGAAGAGGUAGAGGCAAUUCUCUCCCAACAUCCAGGAGUUGCUGGCGUUGUUACUGUUGGAAUUCCGGAUUCUCGCCUUUCGGAGAUGGUUGUUGCUUGUAUUCAACUAAGAAGAGAUUGGCAGUGGACAAGAAGAAGUUUUGAGCACUCAACUGCAAAGCAAAAGGAGCUCUUAUCCCAUGAGAUUCUCCAACAGUUUUGUAAACAAAAUAAUUUAGCGCGGUAUAAGGUACCAAAGAAAUUUAUGGUGUGGAAUAAGCCAUUUCCACUCACAAGUACUGGCAAAAUAAUAAGAGAACAAGUUCAACGAGUAGUAGUGUCUCAACUACUAUCUUUCCAUAGCAACUUGUGA